AAAGAAAAAAAAUAUUAAUCCAUAAAUCGAAUCUCAUCUCCCUCUCUUUCUCAAAUCGUCGUUACUAUCCUCUUGCCUCUCUCCCUCUUUGUCUGUGUAUCUCUAUAUAUUGUGUCGGGAGCUAUUAUUAUAAUUUUUACAAUUAUUUUUAAAUUGAGGAAGAGAAGGAAGAGUGACGUAGAGAUGAGGCGUAUUUGAGAUUCAAAUGGUAUUGGCAGGAGGACGACGAGCUCAGGAUUCAAAUGCUUGGAUCUGCUGGUGGUGGGCUCCAGCUUGUACAAGUUGGAACAGAAGAGAUUUCUAGUUCAGUAUUUAGUUGUCUGAGCAUUAGUUCUGUAUUGAGAAGAGAUUUUAUGGGGUAAGGAAUUGGAUUGGGAGGCCGAAAUGGUUUUACAUCCAAAAUAUUUAAGAACAUGGAAGAGACGCGAGAUGACAUGGGGCCAACAGAACAAGGGCCUUCUAAUGCUCUGUGGUGGGGUUCUGAUUUUAUGGAGAAAUUUGGAUCUGUUUCUUUGCUUUCACAAGAAGAUUGUUUGAGUAAUAAGGAAUCACUUAGAAAUUAUGAGGAAGAUGCUUUAUCUUCACAGACUGCAUCACAAAUUCUUUGGAGCACUGGGAUGCUUUUUGAACGAAUUCCAAAUGGUUUUUACUCGGUCAUGCCGGAUAAAAGGCUAAAGGAGCUCUUUGAUAGUAUUCCAACUUUAGAUGAGCUUCAUGCAUUGGGUGGUGAGGGUUCCAAGGCUGAUAUCAUUUUUGUAGAUGCAAAAAAGGAUAAAAAAUUAUCUAUGCUCAAGCAACUGACUGUGGCACUAGUGAAAGGAUUAAACUCAUAUCCAGCUGCAAUGAUAAAAAAGAUUGCUGGAUUGGUAUCUGACUUUUAUAAAAGACCAAAUGUGGAAAGUCCAGCAAAAGCUUCACUGGAGGAAAACUCCCAAAUGUUUGAAAAUCGAGGUGUUCAGUUACUUGGACAAAUAAAGCAUGGGUCUUGCCGUCCUCGAGCAAUCUUGUUUAAAGUUUUAGCUGAUACUGUAGGUCUUGAAAGUAGGCUCAUGGUGGGUUUACCAAAUGAUGGAACCAUUGAGUGUGUAGACUCAUACAAGCACAUGUCUGUGAUAGUUGUGCUGAACUCUGUGGAACUGCUAGUUGAUCUUAUGCGGUUUCCUGGUAAGUUAAUGCCCAGGUCAACCAGGGCAAUUUUUAUGACCCAUAUUUCAGCUGCGGGGGAGAGUGAUUCUGCAGAAAAUGAUUCCUGUGAUUCACCUCUUGAACCAAACAGUCCUUUGUAUGGCUUUUCGGAGAGAUUGGAUCCUGACAGUGCUGAAAAAGAUGAGAGCCUUCAGUUGCAUAGGAAGUUAGAAUCAGCUGCAAAUGUUUCAGGUCCUGCAUUGCGAAAUAUGAUGUUGCGUUCUGCUACCUCUAUUGACAGGAAAAUGAACAUAAUGUGGGAUGUUCCUGUUCUUCCUUCCUCUCCCAGCUCAUCACACAGUGAUCCCAAUAUUGCUAAUACCUUUUGGAGACGUAGCCGGAAAAAGGUCAUUGCUGAACAGCGGACUGCUAGUUCAAGUCCAGAGCAUCCUUCAUUUCGAGCGCGUGGACGGUCCAUGUUAAGCGGUGACAGGCACUCAAUUAGUGAUUAUGCUGAUGAUGAAGUUGCAUCAAGCUGCAGGACAGAGGGUGCAUCAACAUCAGAAGCUCGUAGAAUAAGAAGAAGAAGCAUUAGCAUGACCCCAGAGAUAGGCGAUGAUAUCGUAAGGGCUGUGCGUGCAAUGAAUGAAUCUUUGAAGCAAAAUCGGCUUUUAAGGGAGCAGGGUGAUGAUAGGUCAUUUGCAAACUCUCUAGAUGACAAGGACAAUUGCCCAGAUCUCCAGAAAAAUGUAUCUAAUUUUGAUCUUGAUGGUCAUGAUGAAAUAUCUGGUAGAAAGUCUGCCUUAUAUACCCUUCAAAGGGACCACAUAAAUUCCCAAAAAGCUAUAUCGUUGCCAUCAUCUCCACAUGAGUACAGGAGUCAAACAUCAGAAAGAAGGGGGCGUUCUGUUUAUGUGAAUGAUGAAAUGGUUUCAACAUGGAACAAAGUUCUUGAAUCUCCCACGUUCCACAAUCAGCCUCUAUUACCAUUCCAAGAAUGGAAUAUUGAUUUUUCAGAAUUAAAUAUUGGGACUCGUGUUGGCAUUGGGUUUUUUGGGGAAGUUUUCCGUGGCAUAUGGAAUGGAACAGAUGUUGCAAUCAAGGUUUUUCUAGAGCAAGAUCUAACUGCUGAAAACAUGGAGGACUUUUGCAACGAGAUAUCCAUUCUUAGCCGACUUCGACAUCCCAAUGUUAUCUUAUUCUUGGGUGCUUGCAUGAAGCCCCCUCACUUGUCAAUGGUUACUGAAUAUAUGGAGAUGGGGUCGUUGUACUAUUUGAUCCAUAUGAGUGGUCAGAAGAAGAAGCUUAGUUGGCGGAGGAGGCUAAAAAUGUUGCGUGAUAUAUGCAGGGGGUUGAUGUGCAUACAUCGGAUGAAGAUAGUUCACCGAGACCUGAAAAGUGCAAAUUGUCUUGUGAAUAAACAUUGGACUGUUAAGAUAUGUGAUUUUGGGCUCUCAAGAAUAAUGACGGAGACGCCUAUGAGAGACUCCUGUUCUGCAGGAACUCCAGAAUGGAUGGCUCCGGAACUUAUUCGCAAUGAACCCUUCACUGAAAAAUGUGAUAUUUUCAGCCUUGGGGUAAUAAUGUGGGAGCUUUGCACACUGAAUAGACCAUGGGAAGGAGUGCCACCAGAAAGGGUAGUUUAUGCUGUUGCUAACGAGGGAACCCGUUUGGAGAUUACUGACGGUCCACUGGGCAGGUUAAUUUCAGAUUGUUGGGCAGAACCGCAUGAACGGCCAAGCUGUGAAGAUAUAUUCUCCCGGUUGCUCGACUGCGAGUACACGCUCCGCUGAGUUUUUUUUUUUUUUUUUCCUUAUGUAGAGGCUUUGCAAUGUGUUUCGGCUCUGGUGUAAACUGUCUUGAAAGCUUCAGUUUUCGGAUUUCAAUGGAACCAUUGAAUCUUUCUGUGCAAUGGAAAAGGGGAUAAUAAGGCACUUUUU
Messenger RNA from Hevea brasiliensis (rubber tree), 3065 nucleotides. Its product is annotated as probable serine/threonine-protein kinase SIS8. The coding region runs from base 414 to 2918 and encodes 834 amino acids. Lineage: Eukaryota; Viridiplantae; Streptophyta; Magnoliopsida; Malpighiales; Euphorbiaceae. Gene Ontology annotation, molecular function: protein kinase activity; ATP binding. The transcript is spliced from 17 exons. The record is from RefSeq and is a predicted model, not a curated record. Gene Ontology annotation, biological process: protein phosphorylation.